Messenger RNA from Danaus chrysippus (African queen), 723 nucleotides. The record is from the annotation of a GenBank genome assembly. Lineage: Eukaryota; Metazoa; Arthropoda; Insecta; Lepidoptera; Nymphalidae.
AUGUCGAAAAUGAAUGUUACCAACUUCGAUAACAGAACCGGCAGUCCAUUCAGGAAGAACCCUGACCAACAGCAGGUUGAGGUACACGAAGAAGUUUUACAGAAGAAUCAAGACAUACAUAAGAAAAACAACGAGUUAUUACAGAAGGCUAAUAAAAUAACAGCUGAGUAUCAAUCACAUAAACCUAGUUCUGGUUACUUCACAGAAGUUGUAACACAUGGAGCGUUCACAACGAGGAAAGAUAAAGAAAAAUCACCAAAGCUAGACGUGAAUCCAAAUUCAAGAACCAAUAAAUCACCUCUCGGUUUCCCAUCAUCAGCUAACGACUUGGCCUUGGACGCGAAAACCGACCUCGAGUCUGAUCCAAACAUUUCCAAAGACGUCAAAGAUAAGGUAAUCGAAAAGUUAUUCGCUCUAGUGUCAAUGGUGCAACACACAUACGAGUCAAAAGUACGUAUAAUGAGUGAAUUCGAGAAAUACAAAGACACUCAUUAUAAGAACGAAAUUCGCAGAGAGAGGGAGCACUCGGAACAGCUGUACAAAAUAAAUAUGAAUUUCCAGAACGAAGUUAUACAAUCAUUACAGCAGUUGAAGAGUGAGCUAGAUUUAACAAAAUUUUCAACUCAAGACGAAACAACAGGUCUUAAGAGUUUGUCAAUAAACUAUGAUUCAGGGUUGUCACAGACGUUCGAUAGUCGUAAUAAUACUGAUGGAAAUGAUUGA